GCUUUUCUGAAACGUGAUCUCAGGACGGCCGGGGUGUUUUAAGACGACGACAUUUGAGGAUGCUAUUCUAAAUGAUUUACGCAGAAGGAGAGGAAGGAUAAAGAGGCAGAAUGAUUUCUUGGUCGCGUCCGCUGCUGUUCUCUCUGCUGUUUUGCUUUGGCGAGCUGAUCUUCGCCCAGAUAAAAUACACGACACCGGAGGAGGUCAAAGUGGGAGCUGUUGUUGGAAACGUGGCCAAAGAUUUGGGCCUGGACGUCAGCACCUUGAUUAACAGACGAUUCCGUAUCGUGUCCGGAGCUCAGGACGCGCUGUUUGAGGUAAACCCGAACAAUGGGAUUUUAUAUGUUCACAAGAAUCUCGACCGAGAGCAGCUGUGCGAUAAAAACGGAGCCUGCUUAAUAGAUGUGAAAAUCGUUAUUGAGAAUCCGCUGGAAAUUCAUUAUGUCACUGUGGAAAUAACGGAUGCAAACGACCACGCACCGACUUUUACGGAGAAAGAAAAGAUAAUUGAAAUAGCAGAGACGACGCUGCCAGGGGCCCGGUUUCAGUUACCGGGCGCACGUGAUCCUGAUGUGGGAAUAAAUUCCGUGCAGCGUUAUAAACUCAGUCAAAACGAUGAUUUUGCUGUGGAAAUUCGAGAUAGGGGAGACAAUAAAAUCCCUUUCUUGGUGUUACAGAGAAACUUGGACAGAGAGAAGAGAACAAACCACAGCUUGGUUUUAACCGCUAUAGAUGGAGGGACACCAGCAAAAUCUGCGAAUCUUAAUCUCACCAUAAAGGUUCUCGACAUAAAUGAUAAUAGGCCAAUUUUUUCGAACGAGGUUUACUCUGUGAUGUUACAGGAAAAUGUUGCUAUAGGUACAGUUUUAAUAAAAGUACAAGCGACUGAUCUAGAUGAAGGCACUAAUGGGGAGGUCGAGUAUGCCUUCGGUGGUGACAUUAAUUCGAAAGUGUUGGAGCUUUUUAGCAUCGAUAGAAACACAGGUGAAAUUCGAGUUAAAGGAAACAUUGACUAUGAGACAGCGGAUGUUUUCAAGUUAGACGUCCAAGCCUCUGACAAAGGCCAGCCGCCGAUGACAACAGACUGCAAUAUCCUAAUAAAGAUUCAAGAUGUAAAUGACAAUAAACCAGAGAUUGAGGUGACGUCAAUAUCCAACAUGGUCCCAGAAGAUUCAAAACACGGGACCGUGAUUUCCCUCAUCAGUGUCACAGACCCUGAUUCUGGCCUGAAUGGAAAAGUAAUAUGCAGUCUGACGGGGAAUGUGCCAUUCGACUUAAAACCAUCCUUUAAGGAAAACAUGUAUUCAUUAGUCACAAAAGAAAAUCUUGACAGAGAAAGUGUGUCACAUUAUGACAUAACAAUAACGGCUACAGACUGUGGAGAGCCACCGCUCUCUGCGUUGAAAACUUUGAGUAUUGAAGUGUCAGAUGUCAAUGAUAACGCCCCAGAGUUCCCACACAGCCCCCUGGCGUUAUAUCUGAUAGAAAACAACACACCUGGCGCAUCGAUAUUAUUCGUGAGUGCAUUUGAUAAAGAUUUAAAUGACAACGCGGCAGUGUCCUAUCGGAUUGGAAGGGGAGGUGUCCAGAAUAAUAUGGCCUCUUUUCUAAAUAUUAAUUCCGAUAAUGGGCACAUUUCAGCGCUGAAAAGUUUUGACUUUGAAACGGUAAAAACUUUCCAGUUCCACGUUGUUGCGUCAGAUUCUGGAACUCCGUCACUGAGCAGCAACGUCACUGUGCACGUGUUCAUUCUGGAUCAGAACGACAACACUCCAGUCAUCCUGUAUCCAGUCAGCUCCAACGGUUCUGCUGAAGGUGUGGAGGAGAUUCCCCGCAAUGUGAACGCAGGACACUUGGUGACUAAAGUCAGAGCCUAUGACGCUGAUAUAGGAUAUAACGGCUGGUUACUGUUUUCACUGCAGGAAGUUACUGACCACAGUCUCUUUGGCUUGGACCGCUAUACAGGACAGAUCAGAACACUGCGCUCAUUCACAGAGACAGACGAGGCUGAGCACAAGCUGCUCAUACUGGUCAAAGACAAUGGGAACGUGUCACUCUCAGCAACAGCUACUGUCAUCGUCAAAGUCGUUGAGCCCAAAGAAGCUUUUGCAGCUUCUGAUGUGAAAAGUUCAACAAAAGCAGAUGAGGACAAUAAUGUGACUUUUUACCUGAUGAUUACUGUGGGCUCAGUUUCAGCUCUUUUUCUCGUCAGCAUCAUCGUGCUGAUUUCAAUGCAGUGCUCAAAGUCAACAGACUACACUUCUAAAUAUCUGCCAGAGCCUAAUUAUGAUGGGACACUGUGUCACAGCAUCCAGUACAGAUCUGGAGACAAACGGUACAUGUUAGUUGGACCCAGGAUGAGUAUAGGAUCUACUAUAGCCCCAGGAAGCCAUGCCAAUACACUAAUGCUGCCUGACAGGAGAGGGAUAUCUGGAGAGGUAAGACAAACAAAAAUCUUAUAUUUUCCAUUGUAA
Molecule: messenger RNA, 2474 nt
Organism: Pleuronectes platessa (European plaice)
Lineage: Eukaryota; Metazoa; Chordata; Actinopteri; Pleuronectiformes; Pleuronectidae
Product: protocadherin alpha-8-like
Exons: 2
Coding region: 111-2474 (787 amino acids)
Biological process (GO): homophilic cell-cell adhesion
Cellular component (GO): plasma membrane
Molecular function (GO): calcium ion binding
Source: RefSeq, a predicted model, not a curated record